Ambispora gerdemannii is the source of this 385-nucleotide messenger RNA. Lineage: Eukaryota; Fungi; Glomeromycota; Glomeromycetes; Archaeosporales; Ambisporaceae. The record is from the annotation of a GenBank genome assembly.
UUUGCCGGAAACUCAAGUAAGGGUAUCAAACAAAAUCAGUAACUCACCAAUUCAUCCAAACAAAAUCCGUCUUUAUCAAUAUGUCAUCGAAUAUGGAAUGGAUUCUGAGAAAUUUUCGGUCAUUACUGAAGCUGAGAAAAAUCAAUGGGACAUGGAGUGUUUUCCUGCUGACUUGGAAAGAGAUAUAUGCCUUUAUUACGGAGGAAUAAAAAGGAAUGAAGAUACCAGAAAAUAUCAUAAAUUUUUAACAGAUCGGAAUAGGCUGGUUGGUGAAGAGUUAUUACGUCGCAGUAUAGCAAAGAGUGGUUUAAGUAUUGCAUGGCUCGAUAAUCUUAUGGAAGAAUGGGAAAAAAUCCACACUCAAUUUGUACAAAUUUUUAACUAG